Schizosaccharomyces osmophilus is the source of this 1017-nucleotide messenger RNA. RefSeq names its product mitochondrial carrier, magnesium ion Mme1 (gene mme1). Lineage: Eukaryota; Fungi; Ascomycota; Schizosaccharomycetes; Schizosaccharomycetales; Schizosaccharomycetaceae. Gene Ontology annotation, biological process: magnesium ion export from mitochondrion. The transcript has a single exon. Gene Ontology annotation, molecular function: magnesium ion transmembrane transporter activity. Bases 1 to 1017 code for a protein of 338 amino acids. The record is from RefSeq and is a predicted model, not a curated record.
AUGGAGCCUGGAAUCCCUCCCAUGAUGGAAAGAAGCCCAGCUUAUACUCAUGUUUUGACGGCUGGAGGGAUUGGCGGCGCUACGGCAGACUUAAUGAUGCAUUCCUUGGAUACAGUCAAAACCAGACAACAAGGAGCUUUAUAUACAGACAAGUAUAGAGGGAUGGUUCGUAGCUAUCUUACAAUCUUUCGAGAAGAGGGUCUUUUUCAUGGUUUAUAUAGUGGAGUGUGCCCAAUGCUGCUCGGCAGUCUUCCGGCUACGGCAUUAUUUUUUAGUUCCUAUGAAUUCACUAAAAGGCGUCUAAUGGAUACCUAUCACGUUCCAGAAACUCUUUCAUUUUUGCUCGCGGGCUUUGUCGGUGAUCUUUUUGCAUCCGUCGUUUAUGUACCAUCAGAGGUCUUAAAAACUCGUCUACAACUUCAAGGAAGAUAUAACAACAAAUUCUUUAAGUCUGAUUACAACUACCCCUCUUUUCGAGGUGCCAUUAAGCAGAUUGCAAAGGAAGAAGGUCCGAGAACAUUCUUCUUUGGGUACCGCGCUACUGUUUUACGAGACAUACCUUUUUCUGGAUUGCAGCUACUAUUUUAUGAAAAACUUCGUCAAGGAGUGCAAAGGUACUCUGGUAAAAAAGAGAUUGGCGUCAGAUAUGAGUUACUUAUAGGUUCAUUAGCAGGUGCGGGGGCUGGAUUUUUAACAACUCCUUUAGAUCUUGCGAAAACAAGACUUCAGACUAUGGUACGACCAACAGGUGUUUCGGACAACAUUCAAAGUGGUCGUUAUUUUUAUGGUCAAAUGGAAAAUUCUUUGGGAAAAUCUGCUUCAGCCCCUCGAAACCAAGCAGUUGGAAUCAGAAAAGUAUUAUCUACCCUUUACAGAAAUGAAGGAGCCAUGGGAUUAUUCAAAGGUGUUGGUCCUCGCGUGUUCUGGACUUCAUCACAAAGUUCACUAAUGUUUGUUUUUUAUGAAAGCAUAAUUAGACUUUUCAAACAAAAAGAAGCUGAGUCUAUGUUGAAUUGA